Solea senegalensis (Senegalese sole) is the source of this 3153-nucleotide messenger RNA. It is a transcript of the gene sox9a, whose product is annotated as SRY-box transcription factor 9a. The record is from RefSeq and is a predicted model, not a curated record. Gene Ontology annotation, cellular component: nucleus. The coding region runs from base 367 to 1905 and encodes 512 amino acids. Gene Ontology annotation, molecular function: DNA-binding transcription factor activity, RNA polymerase II-specific; RNA polymerase II cis-regulatory region sequence-specific DNA binding. NCBI's taxonomy places the organism in Eukaryota, Metazoa, Chordata, Actinopteri, Pleuronectiformes, Soleidae. Gene Ontology annotation, biological process: negative regulation of transcription by RNA polymerase II; chondrocyte differentiation; morphogenesis of an epithelium. The transcript is spliced from 3 exons.
GCUCUGGGGGAAUGUACUUGGAGAAGAAGCAGACAGGAGCAUUUCACCGUUUCAUGCUGCAGAGUUGAGAGCAGACUCUGUCACCUGCGAGGCUUUUUUUGGUUUUUGUGCGGAUCCAUUUUGCAGAAAGCGCCCAGGAAGGCUGAGAGAAGCUCGUGCGUAAAGACACUCGCUCUCCAAAUCGGUUUUACGCACCGGAGCCGAGAGAGAGAGAGAGAACCAGCUGCCGUUUUCAAGCGACUUUACUCAAACUCAUCCUGGUGAGUUAAACUCACAUCCAGGGGCUGAUUUAUUUCCCCUCUCGCGACAGCGCGUCAUUGACUUCCCCCGAUUUCACGCGUAAUUUGGCACGAGAAAGUUGUUCGUAUGAAUCUCCUCGACCCCUACCUGAAGAUGACGGAGGAACAAGACAAGUGUCUCUCUGACGCCCCGAGCCCGAGCAUGUCCGAGGACUCCGCGGGCUCCCCGUGCCCGUCCGGCUCGGGCUCCGACACCGAGAACACCCGGCCGUCGGAGAACGGGCUCCUGAGAGCGGACGGGACCCUGAUCGACUUCAAGAAGGACGAGGACGAUAAGUUUCCCGCGUGCAUCCGCGAGGCCGUGUCCCAGGUGCUCAAGGGCUACGACUGGACGCUGGUGCCGAUGCCGGUGCGCGUUAACGGAUCUACUAAGAACAAGCCUCACGUGAAGAGACCGAUGAACGCCUUCAUGGUUUGGGCUCAGGCUGCGCGGAGGAAGCUGGCGGAUCAGUAUCCGCACCUGCAUAACGCAGAGCUCAGCAAGACUCUGGGGAAACUCUGGAGACUCCUCAAUGAAGUGGAGAAGCGGCCGUUUGUGGAGGAGGCUGAGCGGCUCCGGGUGCAGCACAAGAAGGAUCACCCAGACUACAAGUACCAGCCGCGGCGGAGGAAGUCCGUGAAGAACGGACAGAGCGAGUCUGAGGACGGCAGCGAGCAGACGCACAUCUCUCCCAAUGCCAUCUUCAAGGCUCUCCAGCAGGCGGACUCUCCGGCUUCCAGCAUGGGAGAGGUGCACUCUCCUGGUGAGCACUCAGGCUCCCAGGGGCCCCCAACCCCUCCCACCACCCCAAAGACUGAUGUUAGCUCAGGCAAGAUGGACCUAAAGCGUGAAGGCAGCCUCCGCUCCCUGCCUGACGGCCCCACCGGUCGCCAGCUCAACAUCGACUUCCGCGACGUGGACAUCGGCGAGCUCAGCAGCGACGUUAUCUCCCACAUCGAGACGUUCGACGUCAACGAGUUCGACCAGUACCUCCCGCCCAACGGCCACCCGGGCGUCCCCGGCAACGCCGCGCCGGUCACCUACACGGGCAGCUACAGCAUCACCAGCGGGGCCCCGGUCAGCCCACAGGCGGGAGGCGGCGCCGCCUGGAUGGCGAAAAGCCAGAAUCAGCAGGGACAACCGCAGCAGCACACUCUCACCACGCUGGGCAGCAGCAGCAGCAACAGCUCGGAGAGCCAGCAACACAGGACGCAGAUCAAGACGGAGCAGCUGAGUCCGAGCCACUACAGCGAGCAGCAGGGCUCCCCGCAGCACAUCGCCUACAGCCCCUUCAACCUGCAGCACUACAGCCCGCCCUCCUCCGCCUACCCAGCUGCCAUCUCCAGGGCACAACAACAGCAGCAGCAGCAGCAACAGCAGCAGCAACAGCAGCAGCAGUAUGACUUCUCUGACCACCAGGGGGGCGGCAGCACCACCACAGCAGCGGCGGCCUCGUACUACAGCCAAGGCUCGGGGCUGUACUCGACUUUCAGCUACAUGAGCAGCCCGAGCCAGAGGCCCAUGUACACGCCCAUCGCCGACAACGCGGGGGUUCCCUCCAUCCCCCAGAGCAGCCCGCAGCACUGGGAGCAGGCUCCGGUUUACACCCAGCUCACCAGACCCUGAAUCAUGAAUCAGACACACACACACACACACACACGUGUACAGCCACACUUUUACACACACUUAAACACACACACACACUUUACCGCAGGGAGAGUUCUUCCCUUGAAUCAGACACUUGAAUUCACAGCAGAGGAGAAGAGCUGGACUUGUGAUUGGCUCACAUCGUGCCUUGCUAUGAUAGAAACUAUAUAUAUAUAUAUAUACAUAAAUAUAUAUAUUUAGAGAGAUGAAAAGACUUAAAUCCUCUGUGAGGACUUGAAUAAUUGAUUGUUGAUAAUUUUCAGUAGGUACUGUGUAUGUUUCAUGUUUGGUUUUAUUUUCUUCUUUCAUACGCUGGCAGUUUGUAACUCGUGGGGGUUCGGGGGGGCGGGGCAGGAGGAGGAGGGGCUAAUUAUUACUUUUUUGUUAUGUUAACACUUUAUACUACAGUACAGGAAACAAUAUGGUCAUAGUCAUGGCAAUAAUUUUGUAAUGGGUGAGGUCAUUUCUACUGUAACACGGACCAGCGUGGUAAUGACAGUGUAAUAACGCAGUAUUAAUGCGUUCAUAACGGCGUUUUAAUGCUAUCACCAUGUUGUUACUGUACUGUAUUCGUGUGUGUAGAUAUAAAACUUUAAAAGCUUUAUAUUUUAACCCGUUCAGCAGCUGCACAGCAACAACACGAUCGUCUGUAGUGUCAUUUUUACAGUUUGCUUUGCUCUUCUUUUUUUUUUUCUCUGCUGCCUUUUGAGCAAAUAUGGUUUGUAUUUAAGCGGUUUUAUGCUGUCACAUUUUUUUUUUUUCUUCUUCUGAAGUUAUGUGUCAUAAUCGUUGGAAAAGCUAUGAGGCAACACGAGAGAGAGAGAGUUUCACAAUGUUGUGUUGUCUUAACGGGGGGGCGGGUUAGCGGGAGACUGAAGCUCCAUUUUCAAACCUUCUGUGCCUUGGAUUUUCACAUUUUUCUGAAAAGUUUUUCUAUUUGUGUGCGUGUGUUAAUGCUUGUGUGUGUGUGUGUGUUUGUGUGUGAGAGCGACGGCCACAGCUGAGAUUACACUUAACCGUCUCACAGCAUGUGUUUGACAGCUACAGGAAGUCACCUUGACCCCAUCCACCCACCAUGCUGGUGUCCCCCACCACCGUUCCCGUCCCAGGUCAAAAGUCCCAUUGUUUUUUUAGAAAAAUCUAUUUAUUUAUUAGCAUUAAUUUUAUUUCAAAGUAAUUAUUUUGCAUACUCUUCUCGUUAUAAAGUCAUGAAUUGUCAUAUAAUUC